This is a messenger RNA of Cladocopium goreaui, 550 nucleotides long. The record is from the annotation of a GenBank genome assembly. Lineage: Eukaryota; Dinophyceae; Suessiales; Symbiodiniaceae.
GUUUUCUGUCAAAGUGCCAUCGAUAGCGCCCAAAGUGAUCACGAUGCCGUCCUCCAAUCCAUUUUGGCAAACAAGCAAGCGCAUAUCGAAAAAAUCCGAUAUCUGUUCAAUGAGAUUGAUGCCGAGGAUGUAGGGGUAAUCACCUAUCAGAUGUUUCAAGACAAGGUCACCACCAAAGAAGUUCAGACGUAUUUUGAAUCGAUCGAUUUGGAUAUAUGGGAUGCAUGGUCUUUUUUCAAGCUCUUGGACUUAGAUUCAGGCGGUGCAAUUGAGAUCGAGGAGUUCCUGAUGGGAUGCUUACGCCUCCGGGGCAGUGCCCGUGCCAUGGACAUGGCGAAGCUGUGCCAUGACCAGGCUUGGCUCAUCCGCAACCAAUCUCGUUUUUGGAGCUUCGUAGAGGAGGAACUCACUCGCACGCGAAGCCGCCUGGAUCAACUGACAGCACAGGUGCACGGCGUGUGAGGCCAAUAUCCGCUGUCUUUUGGACAUCGGUUUGUCGGCACUUGGGUUUAUAUACCUGACGUAGCAGGCAUACCGCAUAGCCACAAAC